AUGGCUGUGACCUCUGAUUCUGCGGGUACGCGCGCCCGCAAACACACGAUAACGUCCAAGAUCGGCAAGCUUUUUGGCGGGGGCAAGAGCGGCGGCCAGGCCGCUGGCGCGGCCGCCGCCGCCCCCGAGUUGGGUGUGAAACAGGUUCAGGUACCGUCUCCGACGAACUCCACGCUGUCGUUCACCAGCUUGGGCAACGAUUUGCAUCUGACGCCCGAGCUGUCGCGGCCCAACUCGCCGCCCUUGUCACUCACCGGGCGGGGCGCAAGCGCUGCAAACGGCAACGGUGCCGGCACGCACGACAGCAACUCCCUGCAUACUUCCAAAUCGCUGACAGAGUCGAUCGGCAAAAUCUCCAGUAGCUCGCUCAACUUGCCGGCGGGCUCCGCGCCCUGUAUGGCGCGAUUUGUGGUCCACGAAGAUGGCAGCCACGAGCAUCACCUCAAGAAUGCCAAACGCCAAGAGAAACUCGGAAGCAUGAUCAAGAACAUGCUGGGUGCUCAAAAGUUGAGGGGCGAGGCCAAGUCUGCAGUCCCAGACAUUCUCAUGAACAAAAGGAACCAGCAACCCAUAGUGGGUCCUCCUUCUCUAUUUUCGGGAUUCAUGAAGCAAGUGGCCACCAUGGAGCAAGACGGCCCUUACAGCGGCGCCUCUCAAACCCCAAAGGACUUUUACGCCAACGUUUCGGCAGCGGACCUCAAGCGGAAUUCCAAUACUUUGGCGCCCAUGAAAAAAGACCUACUCUGUUUCGCAGAAAAAUACGGCCGUUGUCAAGAAGUUGUGGGCAAAGGCGCGUUCGGUGUCGUUAGAAUAUGCCACAAGAAAUCCCAGGACGCCCCCAACGGCGAAAAAUUGUAUGCUGUCAAAGAGUUUAGGAGAAAGCCUUCCGAAUCUCCUGAAAAAUACUCAAGAAGACUCACAUCAGAAUUUUGCAUUUCAUCAUCUUUGAAACACACAAACAUCAUAAUGACUCUGGAUCUGUUCCAAGACGCCAAAGGCGACUAUUGCCAGGUGAUGGAGUACUGCUACGGUGGUGAUCUAUUCACCUUGAUAGUUGCCGCAGGGAAAUUGGAAUAUUUGGAGGCAGAUUGCUUCUUCAAGCAACUGAUACGAGGCGUAGUUUACAUGCAUGAAAUGGGUGUUUGCCACAGAGAUUUAAAACCUGAAAACCUUCUAUUAACGUCAACCGGUCUUUUAAAAAUCACCGAUUUCGGGAAUAGUGAGUGCUUCAGAAUGGCAUGGGAAAAAGAUAUACAUUUAAGUGGAGGGGUUUGUGGUUCCAGCCCCUACAUCGCUCCAGAAGAAUAUGUUCACGAGGAGUUUGAUCCGAGACCCGUUGACAUAUGGGCCUGUGGUGUUAUAUAUAUGGCUAUGAGAACAGGAAGACAGCUUUGGAGUACAGCUCAAAAGGAUGACGAAUUUUAUGCCAAAUACCUGAAAGGUAGAAAAGAUGAAGCCGGCUAUGAGCCCAUCGAGGCUUUAAAACGUGCAAGAUGUCGAAACGUUAUUUAUUCGAUUCUGGACCCCGUUCCCGGGAGAAGAAUUAACGGCACUCAAAUUUUGAACAGCGAAUGGGGCAGAGAAAUUAAGUGCUGCCACGACGGACAUGCUCUGAAGUAG
Lachancea fermentati is the source of this 1620-nucleotide messenger RNA. Lineage: Eukaryota; Fungi; Ascomycota; Saccharomycetes; Saccharomycetales; Saccharomycetaceae. The record is from the annotation of a GenBank genome assembly.